CUAUCGAGCAUUUUCCUAGGCAACAAACCAGAACUUGGCGGAAAACACAGUACCACUAACCUCUGGUCCUUCCUGAGUUAUAGAGAGUGUGUUUAAAUAUGGCGGGGAGUUCAGAAGUAGCAGAAUGUUUGGAUUCUCAUUGCCUGGAGGUUGAUUAUGCUGAGCUUUUCAGUGAGAUGAGUGCCAAGUUAAGGAAUGAAGAUUUCUAUGAGAUGAAGAUCCUGUCCAAGGACAAGCUGGAAACAGAAGACAUUGAGAGUGUGAAGGACUGGAACAGUUUUUUCAAACUUCUGCAUGACAAGUUUAAGGGGAGACAGGAGGAGCUACUGAAGUUUUUGGAAAAUGUUGCUAAACACACAGAAAACUUUAUUGGACCAACUUGUGAGAGGCUGCAGGACAUCAUCAGUGAGUACCUGCAAAAAUUUAAAGCUAAAAAGGAGGAGAUGCGACUGCAUGGAAUAUCCAAAGAUGAAAACUUUGUCGGAAGAAGAGAAGAGUUAAAGAAGAUAUGCCAUUUUUUGAAGGAAGAAUCUUCUCAAAUUCAAGGGGUCUGUAUUUGUGGCUUAGCUGGGAUGGGCAAAACAAGCUUGGCUACAGAGGUGUGCUACAGACUCAGACAAAAGUCCGAAAUAUUUGUCAAGAAGACAUUAAGCUUGAGAGGCCAGAACACUGUGGCUGAUUUCUAUCACUCUGUUCUGAGUGGCUUGUCAGCUGAGAUUCAAGGUUACAUUCCACAGAAGCACACUGAGAAUUAUCUGAAAAUGGCUGUUGAAGAAAAACUGAAGGACUUGCAAAAGGAUGUAAUUCUGUUUCUGGACAACCUUGAUGAUGUAUCGCGGAAUGUAGAUUUUCACAAUGCCCUCCGAGAACUUCUGAAGAUGGAAACAAACAAGGUGUGUAUUGGCGGACCAUCAAGUCAUUUCUGUCACCUACUGAUCAGAUGUUUGCAACUUUUUUCUCCUAAGAAACUCAACAUUUACUAUGACCAUUAUUUUUUUCAAAAUUACAAAUAUAUUAUCAUGAGAUGAAAGAGUAAAUGUUGACUUGCCCCCAUAGGACGUGCUAAGCUGGCCCGGCGAGGCCAUGCAGAGUCUGAGCACAUGUCACCUUGCUUACACUGUAUGCAGGGCUAGCAGCCAGCUGACAAUAAAUCAUGUGCAAUGCAAGUGAACAGAAACCAAUGUAAAUUUAUAAACCAUGGAAUACUGUUAUUCAGCAUAUAACCGUAUCAGUGUGAAGCAAGAAUCUACGACUGUUUAAUGGAGGAGUUUGACAGUGGCAGUUUCAUCACUAUAGCGAUUGAGGUUCCCUGGACUCAGGCCACUUUGGGGGUGGAUGGAGAAUGUGGGGGUGUUCAUCACGCUCUGAGGAAGAGCAACGGUGACAUAAAAAAUCUGACCAUUGACGGAAAAUAUGCAUAAAGUAGAGCAGUAAUUUGCAGGUGAACAUUCAAAAAGCCAAAACAACAAAAAGAAAUUGGGGUAUAAUUUUCUUCAUUUGGCUUAGAAACAUAAUUUUUGUUUUAGAUAUCCUUCCAUGUAUCCUUUAAGGCUUAAGAUGUGUGAUAAAUAUGAGCCUGAUGUUUGCACUGAUGAUUGCGCUCAUGUUUGCCUACAUGAUUGCACUGAUGUUUGCACAGAUGUUUGUCCUCAUGUUUGCACUGAUGUUUGCCCUCAUGUUUGCACUGAUGUUUGCCCUGAUGAUUGC
This is a messenger RNA of Liolophura sinensis, 1707 nucleotides long. RefSeq lists its product as uncharacterized. Bases 99 to 1028 code for a protein of 309 amino acids. Gene Ontology annotation, molecular function: ATP hydrolysis activity. The transcript is spliced from 6 exons. The record is from RefSeq and is a predicted model, not a curated record. NCBI's taxonomy places the organism in Eukaryota, Metazoa, Mollusca, Polyplacophora, Chitonida, Chitonidae.